Salvelinus namaycush (lake trout) is the source of this 1471-nucleotide messenger RNA. Its product is annotated as calsequestrin-2-like. Lineage: Eukaryota; Metazoa; Chordata; Actinopteri; Salmoniformes; Salmonidae. The transcript is spliced from 11 exons. Gene Ontology annotation, cellular component: sarcoplasmic reticulum lumen. Bases 207 to 1427 code for a protein of 406 amino acids. Gene Ontology annotation, molecular function: calcium ion binding. The record is from RefSeq and is a predicted model, not a curated record. Gene Ontology annotation, biological process: regulation of cardiac muscle contraction by regulation of the release of sequestered calcium ion.
CUCAAGGAGAUGUAUACUAUAAUUUAAGGGCAACCUGCUAUUCUACACCUCUCUAUCUAUUGUUUAAAAAAAAAAGAGUAUUUUUCAAUUUUGGGGAGUUUAUUGACCUUCCUCAGCCUAAGUACUCUUGUGGAGGCCGUAUCUAGUGAUUAAAGGUUACUCUGUGAUUCUCGGGUGUGUGGUCGUUCAUAACACGUCCCUAGACCAUGCUUGCCUUGUGGCUGCUCCUGCUCCCGUGCCUGUCUCUGUCGCCGCUCGUUCAGACCGAGAAGGGCCUGGAGUUCCCUCGCUAUGACGGGAAAGACCGAGUCAUCGACAUCAAUAACAAGAACUACCAGAAGGCCAUGAAGAAGUACACCAUGAUGUGUCUGCUGUACCACAAACCCAUCCCUGACGGGAAGGAGCUGCAGAAACAACACCAGAUGACUGAGAUGGUGCUGGAGCUGGCUGCUCAGGUUAUGGAGGAAAAGGAGAUUGGGUUUGGAAUGGUAGACUCCCACAAAGACACCAAGGUUGCCAAGAAGCUGGGCCUGGUGGAAGAGGGCAGUGUGUAUGUGUUCAAGGCAGACCGUGUGAUUGAGUUUGACGGCAUGCUCUCUGCCGACACCCUGGUGGAGUUCCUUCUAGACCUUUUGGAGGAGCCUGUGGAGGUGAUAGGAAAUGCUCUGGAGCUGAGGGCCUUCGACAGGAUGGAGGAAGACAUCCGCCUCAUUGGAUAUUUUAAGAACGAGGACUCAGAACACUACAGUGCGUUCAAGGAGGCUGCAGAGCAGUUCCAACCCUACAUCAAAUUCUUUGCCACCUUUGAGAAAGCUGUGGCCAAGGAGCUGACCCUGAAAAUGAACGAGGUGGAUUUCUACGAGCCCUUCAUGGAGGAGCCUGUCACCCUCCCUGACAGACCCAACUCUGAGGAGGAGAUCGUGGCUUUCGUCACUGAACACAGAAGGCCAACACUGCGAAAGCUGCGUGCUGAGGACAUGUUUGAGACAUGGGAGGACGUUGUGGAGGGGAGCCAUAUAGUGGCCUUCGCAGAGGAGGAGGACCCUGAUGGUUAUGAGUUCCUGGAGCUGCUGAAGGAGGUGGCUAGAGACAACACCCACCACCCUGGUCUCAGCAUAAUCUGGAUCGACCCUGAUGACUUCCCCCUGCUUAUCCCCUACUGGGAGAAGACCUUCCAGGUGGACCUGUUCAAACCUCAGAUUGGCGUUGUCAACGUAACUGAUGCUGACAGCAUCUGGCUGGAGAUGGAAGAACAAGAUCUGCCCACAGCCCAGAAGCUGGCGGACUGGAUAGAGAACGUCCUGUCUGGCAAGGUCAACACAGAGGAUGAUGAUGACGACGACGACGACUCUGAUGAUGACUCUGAUGAUGACUCUGAUGACGAUGAUGACUCUGAUGAUGAAGAAGACGACAACGAUGAUGAAUAAUUCAAAAACUGUGAAUUUGUCAUCUAGAAUUCAUAAUCCCCGAG